UUUGGGGCUUACAGGUGAGUUUGCAUGCAACAAUAUUUCACGGUGCACUGACACAUACACGCACAGUUCUCAUUACUCUAGCUUCAGUCUGCCGCUUAUCUGCAUCAUGGCUGCAACUUUCACUCUGCUGGCUCUGUGCUGGGCGUUAAGACUGAGCUGCAGCGUGCACAGUUCCCCCGAAUGGUUCCAAAACCUUUCUACCAGUCUCUUCAGUUUGCCUGGGGACAUUGUACUCGGAGGGCUCUUCCCCAUUAACGACCUGUCCAGCAACCUCAGCGAGAGGAGGGAGCCUGACAACAUCAGCUGUGAAAGUUUAAAUGAACAGGGACUGGGCCUCGCUCUAGUGAUGAAAUACGCAGUGGAUGAGAUCAACGGAAACCAAAGUCUGCUCCCUGGCAUCAAGUUGGGUUACAAAAUCUAUGACACAUGUGCACAGUCUGCCAUCAUCGUGAAGCCUACUCUGUCCUUCCUCACUGCAAAACCUAAUGAUACAAUAUCUGUGAAGUGUAAUUACACCGACUACGAGACCAGCAUAUCAGCAGUGAUCGGCCCUCUCACCUCAGAGAUGGUGUCCGUCAUUGGAAAACUCCUGGGAUUCUUUCUGAUGCCACAGAUUAGCUACGGUGCAACCAGCGACAAAUUCAGCGACAAUCUCCUCUACCCAUCGUUCUUCCGUACGGUGCCCAGUGACAAAUGGCAAGUAGACGUCAUGGCACUUCUACUGAAAGAGUUUAAAUGGAACUGGGUGGCAGUGGUGGGCAGUGAGGAGGAGUAUGGACAACAAGGUGUGCAGCAAUUCUCCAAAAUAGCAGAGAACAUGUCUAUAUGUGUGGCCUAUCAGGGGCUGAUUCCAGUAUACAGUGACCCUCAACCAGCAAUCAAAACCAUCAUUGACAAUAUCAAGGCAACCGAGGUCGGAGUGGUGGUGGUCUUUGCGCUCGUAGAGCCAGCAGAGGCCUUUUUUGAAGAGGUUAUCAGGAGGAAUGUAACAGGUGUGUGGAUUGCCAGCACAAGUUGGGCCAUCCAUAAUCAACUGACAUCUCUCCCCAACAUCCAAAAUAUCGGCACAAUCAUCGGAUUUAUUGACGAUACAGAGCAACUGGAACUGCUCACCGACUACACAAAGGAGCUCUUUAAAAAACUGAGCAAGGAGAGGGAGAAGACGUCCCGUCCUGCACCAGGGUCCGGAAAACCUGACAACCCCUGCCCACAAUGCUGGAACUUAUCACCUGCUAAUAUAACCUUGGUGACAGACCCUGCAGUGAGCCGCACAGCUUUCAGUGUGUAUGCUGCCGUCUACAGUGUGGCGCAGGCACUGCAUAACAUGCUGAAAUGCAAUUCAGCUGCCUGUCAGUGGGGACCUGAAACCAAAAUCUAUCCCUGGAAGCUGCUGGGGUUUUUAAGGAAUAUCUCUGUAAACAUAAAUGGCAAACAUUUAGUGUUUGAUGAAAAUGGCAACCCAAACAUAGGAUACAAGCUGAUUGAGUGGAUCUGGAAUGGCUCUAAUGUACAUUUUAAAACUGUUGGACACUUUUAUGAACAACUGUCCAUCAACAAGUCUUCCUCACAGUGGCACACUGGAAACUCAGAGGUUCCUGAGUCCACCUGUUCAGCAACAUGUCAGUCAGGCCAGAUCCACAGAGUCAAAGGUUUCCAUUCCUGCUGUUUCGAUUGUAUCGACUGUUUGGAGGGCACUUUCCAGAAAAAUCAGGACGACAUCGAGUGUACAAAGUGUCCCCAAGGUGAGUGGUCCCUGAACCGCAGCACUUCUUGCACUAAACCCACCUUUGACAUUUUGUCCUGGGAAACGCCCGAAUCUCUGGAAAUGACACUGGCUGGGGUGGUGCUGCUGCUGUGUCAGGGGUUGGUCUGUGUCGUGUUCCUGAAGCACCGGGGGACCCCGUUGGUCACGGCCUCGGGCGGGGCCCUGAGUUUCGUGGCCCUGCUCAGCCUGAUGGGAGCCUGCCUCAGUCUGCUGCUCUUCCUGGGGCAGCCAGGGGACGUGAGGUGUCGUCUUCAGCUGCCCUUCAUCUCAAUUUUUCAAACAGUCACCCUCUCCAUUAUUAUGUCCAUCUCACUACAGAUAUUGUACGUGACAGAGCUCCCAGAGACAGCCGCCUCUCAUCUGCAUAUACUGAGAGGCCCGGGGAGCUGGCUGUUUGUGCUGGCCUGCUGUGCUGUGCAGGCUGGUCUCUGUGGCUGGUUUGUUCAGGAGGGACCCUCGCUGUCGGAAUACAUGGCAGAUAUGAAUAUAACCUUUGUGAGGGCCUUCUUGGCAUGUCCAGUGAUUCCUUUGAUUGGAUUUGCCUUAAUGCAAGGUUUUAACGGUCUAAUGGCGCUUAUAUCAUUCAUGUGCACCUUCAUGGCAGUGAAGCCUCUGCACCAGUAUAACCUUGCCAGGGACAUCACCUUCUCCUCCCUGAUCUACUGUGUCUUAUGGGUCACCUUUAUCCCAAUCUACAUCGGCCUGAAAGACAAGAAGAACCAGUCCAUCGUCCAUAUUUCUUUCUGCCUGGCGAGCAACUUGGGGCUGGUGGCAGCCUACUACUUCCCAAAAUGCUACCUGCUGUUGAGGAAACCUGACCUCAAUAUACCGAAGCACUUCUGCACCUUCCUAGAGGGAGCCCCACCCAGACCAGCUGAGGAGGAGCCACAGCCACAGCCACAGUCAAAGUCAGAGCAGUAAACAGGGACACAGAGUCUACAACAGUCACCACAGGGCAGCUUUAAGAAUAAAGAUCUUAAUUAAGAAUAUUAGAUAUUUUGUACAUUUUACAUUAGCAUGUUUUGUAUAUGAAAAAAGACUGUGUGUAUUGUAGCAUAGGCCUAAAGGCUGGGAAACACACUGUUACAUUAGACUAGUUUUUCCUAUAUUGCUGCAUUAAUAUGUAAUCACACACAACAUAGGUCACAUAAACUGCACAAAUACAAAGCAUAGAAACAAUAGAUUUAUUAUUUAUUAUUUAAAUAUUUGAUGUAUCCUCAUUAUCAUAAAUACUCUACAAUAGCCUGAUUUUGUAAUAGAAAACCGUUUUUGACAAAAAUGUGUAUUGUCUGUGUUGUUAAUGUUGCUAACAACUAUAUUCACUGGAUUAUA
Molecule: messenger RNA, 3097 nt
Organism: Lates calcarifer (barramundi perch)
Lineage: Eukaryota; Metazoa; Chordata; Actinopteri; Centropomidae
Product: taste receptor type 1 member 3
Biological process (GO): G protein-coupled receptor signaling pathway; sensory perception of sweet taste; sensory perception of umami taste
Cellular component (GO): membrane
Molecular function (GO): G protein-coupled receptor activity
Source: RefSeq, a predicted model, not a curated record